AACGACUGUCGUUUUAUGAUCCUCCACACACCUGUAGAACACCCCUGGCUGUCCCACGACCGGAUUUUGGGAUCUGGCCAGGGAGAAGCGGAGACGAGAGAAUGUGUUUACUACAAUGCCAACUGGGAACUGGAGAAGACUAACCAGAGUGGAGUGGAGCGUUGUGAAGGUGAAAAAGACAAGCGCCUGCAUUGCUACGCAUCCUGGAGAAACAACUCUGGAUCCAUCGAACUAGUGAAGAAAGGAUGUUGGCUUGAUGACUUCAAUUGUUAUGACAGGGAGGAAUGUGUGGCCACAGAAGAGAAUCCACAAGUCUAUUUCUGUUGUUGUGAAGGGAAUUUCUGCAAUGAAAAGUUCACUCACUUGCCUGAACCUAAUGGCCCACAAGUGGUUUAUGAGCCACCGCCUCCAAAUGCCUCGCUUCUCCAUGUGGUGGUUUAUUCCUUGUUUCCCAUGACUGCUGUCUCCAUUGCCGUUUUGCUGGCUUUUUGGAUGUACCGUCACCGCAAACCUCCGUAUGGGCACGUCGAUGUCAGCGAGGACCCCGGACCCCCACCUCCUUCUCCAAUGGUUGGACUGAAGCCUCUGCAGUUGUUAGAAGUCAAAGCCAGAGGUCGUUUUGGCUGUGUCUGGAAAGCACAACUGAUGAAUGACUUUGUGGCAGUGAAAAUCUUCCCCGUACAGGACAAGCAGUCUUGGCAAAGCGAAAGGGAUAUCUUCAGCACCCCAGGAAUGAAGCAUGACAACCUUCUGCAGUUUAUUGCAGCCGAGAAGAGGGGAACAAACUUGGAGACGGAGCUGUGGCUGAUCACCGCUUUCCACGAGAAGGGUUCCUUGACUGACUAUCUGAAGGGGAACGUUCUCAACUGGAACGAACUCUGCCACGUGGCAGAAACCAUGGCCCGCGGACUCUCCUAUCUGCAUGAGGACAUCCCCUGGUGCAAGGGAGGACAUAAGCCUGCUAUCGCCCACAGGGAUUUCAAGAGCAAGAAUGUGCUGCUGAAGAAUGAUUUGACUGCCGUGCUUGCUGACUUCGGACUGGCUGUGCGCUUUGAACCCGGGAAGCCUCCAGGAGACACUCAUGGACAGGUGGGAACCAGAAGAUACAUGGCGCCUGAGGUCCUGGAAGGAGCAAUUAAUUUCCAGAGGGAUUCCUUCCUGAGAAUUGAUAUGUAUGCCAUGGGCCUGGUAUUGUGGGAGUUGAUUUCCAGAUGCAAAGCAACUGAUGGUCCCGUGGAUGACUACCUACUGCCUUUUGAAGAAGAAAUCGGCCAACACCCAUCUCUUGAGGAGCUGCAGGAGAUUGUGGUCCACAAGAAGAUGCGUCCUGUGUUCAAGGACCAUUGGCUUAAACACCCUGCCAUAGCUCAGCUGUGUGUCACGAUUGAAGAAUGCUGGGAUCAUGAUGCGGAGGCCAGACUGUCAGCCGGUUGUGUGGAAGAGCGCGUCGCCCAGAUUCGCAAGUCAGCCAAUGGUAGUACCCUCGACUGCCUUGUUUCCAUCGUGACCUCUGUCACCAACGUAGAUUUGCUGCCCAAAGAGUCAAGUAUCUAAGUCCUUGUUUGCCUUUUUUUUUUCCCACUGGUCUCUUCAGACGCAGUGGAUUUUUUUUUUCCGAAAAAAAAAAAUUGCAGAAUUCAACACACACACGCAUACAUAUACAUGAAUGCAGCUGCUAUUUUCUUGACUUUUCUUGCUAUUGUUAUUAUUUGUUGUGUUGUUGUUGUUGUUUUGAUUGAAUCAAUUUACCAGCAUAUUGCUCUACUGUAUUGAAAAGAGAAAAAAAAAAUAAUAAUAAGAGAAAGACAUCACUCUGAAAGCGUCCAGGUGCCGACUAAUGAAUGCAGUUACAGUGCAGGUACCUCAAAGCCUCAGUGAACUCUCUUCGUUUCUUUUUCAACCUGUUUUCUCUUCUAACUAACCUGCAAUUUUUACACCAAAUAUCAGUGAUAACAAGGAAACAACCUACUCAUCUUCUUAUACAUGCUGCAAAAUCAAGACUGUUCCAUGAGAUCACACCUCUCAAAAACCGGAUUCCCCCCCCACUCCUCCUCCUCCUACUUUUCCUUUCCUUUCUUUUCUAUUUUAGACAGUGAGCUUAAAAAAAAAGAAGAAGAAGAAAAAAGCAGAUGUGUCUUUUACGGGUCUAACGGGUGUUGCGUUCUUUGUGGGGGGGGGGAGUGAUUGAGUCGAGAAUAUUAACUCUGAUGGUAGAAUUGAAAAUGAGAAGUUAGGGCUGGAUGGGGAAGGAGACGUUGGACUUUUGCAGCAUUUGGAGAAACAGUGGCUAAAGAGUUACUUCUCAGGAAAACAGUUAAUGAGAGGAUGGGCAAGUUUUGAGGCAUAUUAAACUGCUACAACAUGCAGAAAAAGUUGGGUCACAAAAUCAUUUGAUACAAAUGGAUUCUUAAAAUAUCUCAGGCUUGGGUAAUGUUAAAUGAAACCAACCCUUUCUAUUACAUUUAUAAGUUCAGAGAAUGAGGUCUUAGGAUUCAAUAACUGCAGAUUUCCCUCAGUUGUCUAACAGGGCAAAAUUUAAACAAUUUUUCUGCCAUUUUAAUAAAAUAAAAUUAAAAAAAAACACACGAAAGACAACAAGCAUCUAACCUGGAGCCAGUUUUGUAUUGGCAUUUGGUAUUCAAUGUCAUUCAUGAUGUGAAACAGCCUUUCUUUGAAGACUCAUUGAAAUCAGUAAAACUUACUUCCAAGUAAAUGUAGCCAGGACUAAUAAAAUUCAAUCUCACUCUUAGAUCUUAAUACCUGCAGGACAAAUGUCAAGGCUGUUUAGCUGCUACGACUAUCAGGCAUUGUAAAGGGAGAUUAACUUUCCCCAUUAAGGACACCUAGAAAUACCAUCACCAAUUGCCUCCUGGGUCUUCAUCAGAAUGUACAUGUGUGUAUAAAAAAAAAUAAAUCAAGAUGGCUGCUGUGAUCAUGGCCAUUUUAACUUUUUUGACACCUUCUCUGGACACAUCUCCGUAGUCCUUUGGCAAAAGUCAUGGCGGUUGAAUACAGUUGAAUACAGUUGUCUAUCUUUCUUUGAUUUAUGGUAGGAAUAGGUAUAGUUUAGGCCAAUGUUUCUCAACCUUGGCAACUAACAUCUCUUAUAGAGUUCUGUUUCUAAGUAUACUUUCACACUUUACACAAAUUCCUUUGCUUUCAGUACAGCUCGCAGCUGGUUGAAAUUGAUGGGUUUUGAUUUUUCUUGAUUCUUCAUUCUCUGAAGACUGUCACCCAACUUUUUCGUCUUAACAGUGGUGCAUAUUUUCAAUACUAUUAAUUCUACUAUGCCAUAAAAUCCGCUCUAGUCAGUGAAUACUCCUAAUGCUGCCAAUAUAACAUUUAAAUAUUUUUUUAACCUGCAAAACAUGCAAUGAUUUAUAAAAAAAAAAAACUUAGAAUACACAAACACAUGAAGUGGCUUUUGAGGUUUAACUAAAAAAAAAAAAAACCUUCAUGACCACAGACCACCUCAAACCAGAAAUACCUCAAAAUUUUCUACUUGUAUGAGUUUUAUUAUAUAUUUUGUUAGUUGUGUUACCUUGGAGUAUGUAAAUUUUAAUGUAAGUUGGCUUUUAUGAAAAGGGAGUUUUAAAAAAAGAAGAAGAAAAAAGAAAAAAUUUUCCCCAAUCUUUUAGAAAAUGCUACCACUUCUUUUCUUUUUUCUUUCUAUAAAGCACCAUUGUAAAUACAUAUAAACAAUUUUAGAGGAAUUGGCUAUACAAGAUUCCUGGACAUAUUCACCAUUACUUGUGAAGGCUUGUUUCCAUUUUUUAAAAAGAAUUGGUGAGAGUAGCAGGAGCACAAGUUGUUUUAGCAAACAAUUAUUAGUAUAGCAUUUCCUUUUUGAAAUAUUUCCCUCGGGAGAUGCUAAUCAAAUUAUUUUCUUUAGAUUUGUUUUUCAGCUGUUGGUUGACUGACACCCAGUUAACGCAAUACAAAUUUGAUCAUUCAGUAAAAACAUAAAAGGUUGCAAUGCAAUUCCUUUUCCCCAAAACAUUUAAUUAACUGUAGGAGAAUCUCAGAGAAGCUUUUCUAGCAAAUAAAGAACAGCAAAAGGAAACUAAUCUUGCCAAUUGGGCAUGUGGAAGCAGGGGUGCCCAAAACGAACCGCCUUUUUCACUUUGUAAGACAAGAAGAGAGUUGCUUUUGACUGCUUAUGAAUGUUAAAAAAAAAAAAAAAGUUUCACUCUGUAUGCUUCUGUAUCUAUUUCAAGGGGUGGGGGGAAGAAUUGAAAUUUGCAAUUUUAUCCUUUUCUUGGGAAAAACAGCUGCCUCUCUAAUGAAGUAAAAAUACUGAUGCUUCUUCUCUUUGCUCAAUGCUUGAAUCUCUAAACUAUUUAAAGUAACCAUGUGCAACUCUGAAAUACGUAAUGUUUGCUUUUGCAUAAGUUAAAAUUAAUUGAGGAAGAUGAGUUAAUUUAUUACUUCAAAAAUGGUUGUAGAUGGCAAAUGCAGGCACCUUUUCUGAACUUCAGGAGUGGGCUUCUGUUAGGGAACAAGUGGUGACAUGUAUGUAAUCAUACAGAUACCAUAAUGUAUAUAUUUUGUCUCAAGGUGUCCUGCAACUUGUACAUAAUGGUGGCAUUUGCAGAAUUACAUCACUGUACAGAUGUCAUUUUAGUGUCAUUGCAACUUUUGCAGGCACCGUGAACUUCUUGGGGAUUUAUUCAACAAUUGUCAGUGACUAGUAUGUUAAAAGACUAAUUUUGCAUACGAUUGACUAAACAAGAUGAUAGUUUCAUUGGUUAUGGACUGCCCAUUUUUUCCCCCCCGGAAUAGACUUUUAUUGUUCUUCACUCUGUUUUAUAUAUCAAGAUUAAGCAUCUGAUUGAUUCGGAAACUUGAUUUGGCACUGGCUCUAUUAAGAAAAAAAAAAAUCUUAAAAGAGUCAGUGACUUAAUGCAUUCAGAAUACUGUGGAGAAUCAAAUUAAGACAACAUGGGACCCACCCGUGUAUUGUGACUUGCCAAGUUAUUAGAAACUCCUUUGAUUUCUGCAGUCACAAUGUAAUUUCUUGAGCAGAACUAUAAUUUUACAUAUAGGAGUAAUAGGCUUUAUUUGGAAGGCUACCAAUUAGGAGGCCUCAACAAAGUUCUAAUUUAUGUCUUUAUGGACGACAAUGUUGCCCUUAACAACAGAGGCUUCAGGAAAAACGAAGUGAAGGAAAAUAGAUCCAUUAAGAUGAAAUAAACCUUGACAUCUGAAUGUCACUAACAGUCACAGUGCACGGUUAGCAGUGAGGAAGAUACACGCUGUUAUUGCUGUAUUGCUUCAAGUGUGCUUAUUUCUGUCUCACAGCAUUAUUCCUCUAAUGGUUCAAAUAAGCUUGAUACAGCAGUUGCUUUGCUUUUCCAUUGAAAGAAAGUUUUGAGAAGCUUUAAAGUAUUUAUUGAAAGUGCCAUAUAGAGGUUGUUUUUGUGUUUUGUCCAUUAGGAGUGUUCUUAGUCCUUCCUGCAUAGAGAGAGAAACUGUGAGUCUGUUCAUCAGACGGGCUGAAUUAAUUAAACCUAACUUUAAGCCAGAUUGACUGCUUCUUACUUACAUUUUCCUUGCUUACAGAUCAUUGCCAGUUGCUUUGGUUGUGUGGUUAGCUAUGAUUCAAAUGUGACCAUAUACAUAUUCCUUAGCUAAUAUAUGUUGUCCAUAUCUUUUUUUU
Molecule: messenger RNA, 5659 nt
Organism: Ahaetulla prasina
Lineage: Eukaryota; Metazoa; Chordata; Lepidosauria; Squamata; Colubridae
Gene: ACVR2B
Product: activin A receptor type 2B
Exons: 11
Coding region: 16-1554 (512 amino acids)
Biological process (GO): activin receptor signaling pathway; protein phosphorylation; cellular response to growth factor stimulus
Cellular component (GO): activin receptor complex; plasma membrane
Molecular function (GO): activin binding; activin receptor activity; ATP binding
Source: RefSeq, a predicted model, not a curated record